AUGAGUCUCGGAUAUGAAGCUGUCGAUAUUUUGGAUUGUUUCCUUUUGGACUAUAGUUGUCUUGUUCACUGGAGUAACAGUCACUGACAAAACAGAUGAUGUUUGUCCACAUCUCAGACUUGAUGGUUGGCAGUUUAGACAAAAUCAGAAGCAAGUUGUUGAAGUUCCAGGUUUUGAUCUAGCAGAAAGGUUUUCCCUAAGAGAUGCCUCUGAUGGAGAAGACAACCCAGUGUUCAAACUCGGAGGUAGAUCACUCAUUAGGGACUCAGAGAUAGUCUUUUUUAAUGGAUUUCCAGAAGAAUAUUCGUUAGUGUUUACAUUCCGCCUCAGGCGAAACAGUAAAAAAGAACGUUGGUAUAUCUGGCAAAUUUUUGACCAGCAAGGCAGUCCACAGAUUUCUAUUAUUGUUGAUGGAGCAAAGAAAGUUGUGGAGUUUAUAGCCAAAGACCUCCAGAGAAAUACAUUACACUACACCUUGCAAAGUCGUGAACUGCACCAAUUGUUUGACCGCCAGUGGCACAAGCUUGCCAUCUCUGUACAGUCCAGAAUUAUUUCUGUCUAUGUAGACUGCAAAUUGAUUGAAAGAAGACAUAUUGGGGAUACAGACAUCAUUGACUUUCGGGGAAAAACUCUAAUUGCAACUCAGGUUCAAGAUGGCAAACCAGUAGAUAUAGAGCUUCAACGUUUAUUAAUUUAUUGUGACCCAAAACUGGCAUCUCAGGAGAGCUGUUGUGAAAUGCCAGGUGGCACGUGUCAAGUGAAAGAAGGUACCUUGGCUACUCCAGCUCCAAUUAUCAAUGCACAGGUCAUGAAACUGCACACACCUCUUAUACCUGAGCAGCAGACAAAAGACAAGUGUCACUGCAUUGCAGAGCAGGGCUUGCCAGGCUUGCCAGGAGAACAAGGCCUUCCUGGUCAGAAAGGUGACAAGGGAGAGCAGGGUGAAAAGGGAGACCAAGGUGAUGAUGGCCAUCAGGGGCCUGCAGGAGAAAAGGGUGAAAAGGGCUUUAUUGGAAUUCCUGGACUUCCUGGUCAGGCAGGGCCCAAGGGCGACCGCGGAUCCGAUGGUAGCAAAGGAGAGAGAGGGGAGCCGGGUUUGAAAGGUGACCCUGGCCUUCCUGGAUUAAUGGGCCUCACAGGAGAAAAGGGUGAACCCGGAUCACCAGGACUCUCUAGCAUGCCUGGUCCAGAAGGGCCAGAAGGUCCUCAAGGUCCACCAGGAAUGGAGGGUCAGAGGGGAAGACGUGGCAAGCCAGGUCCACCUGGAAAACCUGGACCACCAGGACCACCAAUGAAAAGGCUUCUCAAGGUGAAAAGACAGAGAAAGGAGAGCCUGGGAUUUCUGGUCCUACUGGAACAAAAGGAGAGAAAGGGGAUAUGGGAAUUGAAGGCAGUGCUGGCCCAGCUGGUAUUAAAGGAGAAAAGGGAGAAGUUGGCCCCAGGGGUCCACCGGGCCCACCAGGACUGUUAGAAGCUGCACUCAGGCAUCCUGCGCAUACAGGAGAAGAAGGGAUUCAGGGACCCAAAGGACUGAAGGGUGAAACAGGUGAACCUGGCCUACCUGGUCCCCCUGGAAUCCCUGGCUCAGAGGGUCAGCCUGGACCUCCUGGACCUAUUGGAACUCCAGGAGAAGCUGGCUUACCAGGAGAACCAGGUCUUCAAGGAACAAAGGGAGAGAAGGGAGAUUCUGGUGGGAUUCAAGGACCUCCAGGGCCAGAGGGUCCAAAAGGUGAACCUGGACCACCAGGAAUGGGGCUUCCUGGAAAAAAAGGUGAACCAGGUGUUCAUGGAGCAAAAGGCCCACGAGGACCUAAGGGUGAAAGAGGUCUGCCUGGCAUUCCAGGGUCACCUGGUGAAAUGGGACCCUCAGGAAAAGAUGCAGAAGGCCUACCAGGUCUUCCAGGAGAAGCAGGGAUUCAGGGUCCAAGAGGUAUCCCAGGCUUACCAGGUCCUCCAGGUGCUCCAGGCCCUAAGGGUGCUCCUGGAAGAGAUGGCAUUCCAGGAUUACCAGGUCCACCAGGUGAUUCGACUGCAAUUCCACUUUUAGGAGACACUGGAGUAUUGAUGAAGAACAUCUGUAACAGCUGUCAGGGGGGUCAUCAUGGUGCUCCUGGAAUAAAGGGUGAAAAGGGUGUCCCUGGUAUUCCUGGAUAUAAUGGCCAAGAAGGCAACAAGGGUGAUCUAGGACCAAGGGGUCCUCCAGGAUUUCCUGGCAAAGAGGGACCAAAGGGAAUAAAAGGUGAACGUGGGUUUCCUGGCCUUCCGGGAGAGAAAGGAGACGAGGGUCCUCAGGGUAUCCCAGGAAUCCCUGGCCAACCUGGCUUCACUGGUGCACCGGGUCUAGCUGGAAGACCUGGGCAUCCUGGUCCACAGGGAAUUAAAGGAGAAAAGGGAAAUGAAGGACCACCAGGACAAAUGGGACCACCAGGGCCCCCUGGUUCCCCUUCAAUGGAAAGAAAUGGAAUGAGCAGUUUAUACAAGCUACAGGGAGCAAGGAUACUUCCAGGCCCACCAGGCCCACCUGGACCAAAGGGAGAUCAAGGGCCAAUGGGAGACCCCGGCCCGAUGGGAUUGCCUGGACUUGAAGGACUUCCUGGAGAAAAGGGUGACCGUGGAUUACCAGGCCCACCAGGUUCACCAGCAUCACCGGGAGCACCUGGCACAGCAGGACCUCCAGGGAACCCAGGAGAACCUGGUGAACGAGGGCCUGUAGGAGAUAUAGGUUUUCCUGGACCAGAAGGACCACCUGGGCCACCAGGACGAAAUGGAAGAGAUGGCUACCCAGGACAAGAGGGUCCUCCAGGUAGACAAGGUGACAGAGGGCCCAAAGGAGAACGAGGUGAUCAAGGCAUACCAGGGGAUAGAGGUCUUCAAGGUGAAAGAGGAAGACUUGGUCCUCCUGGUGAGAAGGGAGAAACAGGACAAGAUGGGCCUACUGGAAAAAAGGGUGACUUAGGUACACCAGGUCCCUCAGGGCCUCCUGGCCCUCCAGGUCCAAUGGGAACUUCUAUUCUGUCUGAAGAAAUUAAACACUUCAUCAUACAAGAAGUCAUGAGGGUGUUUGAUGAGAGAAUGUCGUACUACAUCUCACAGCUGAAAUCUCCAGCUGCAAUGCUAGCAGCACAAUCACAAGGCAAGCCAGGCCCUCCAGGAAAGGAUGGACUUCCAGGACUACCAGGAUCACCGGGAGAACCCGGACCCCCAGGACAGCCAGGUUAUAGAGGGCAGAAAGGUGAAAGGGGUGAACUUGGAAUUGGACUCCCAGGAGCUCCAGGACCAUCUGGGCCACCAGGAACAAGUGUGACAGGACCUGCAGGCCCUCAUGGUCCUCCAGGACUAAAUGGAAAAUGCAACCCUUCAGACUGUUAUCGGCCCAUGUCAAGUCUUCGACAGUACAACCAUGGAUAAUCAUCUGACCUUCAGAAAUGUGUUUUAUUUCAUUUGCAUUUGUGAAUCAAAUACCUGAUCUUGUUUCAUAUCAUGUUUAACUAGGGGAAAGUAUAUAUACGUGCAUUCAUACAGACAUACAUGUGAGUGCAUGUGUGUGUGUGUGUGUGUGUGUGUGUGUGUGUGUGUGUG
Molecule: messenger RNA, 3579 nt
Organism: Protopterus annectens (West African lungfish)
Lineage: Eukaryota; Metazoa; Chordata; Ceratodontiformes; Protopteridae
Gene: COL19A1
Product: collagen type XIX alpha 1 chain
Source: RefSeq, a predicted model, not a curated record